Molecule: messenger RNA, 2558 nt
Organism: Linum trigynum
Lineage: Eukaryota; Viridiplantae; Streptophyta; Magnoliopsida; Malpighiales; Linaceae
Source: the annotation of a GenBank genome assembly
GAAUAAAAACGAAUAAUAACAAAACCUAUCAAAAUAAGUACUACAUUGUGUUGAAGGCCAAGUACCACAAGCAUGUCGAGGUUUUGGAAGCAAAGGUGGGACCACGACCGAGUUUUGUAUGGCGGAGUCUCAUGAGCGCACAAGAGUGGUUGUGUGGUGGGCUGAGAUGGCGAGUAGGGAACGAGGACAAGGUGCGGAUAUGGGGUGAUCGUUGGGUCCCAUCUGUGCAAGGCUUCUUUGUCCAAUCUGCACCGAUGGGGCUACCGGUGGACUCGAAGGUUAGUGAACUUAUUGACCCGCAGACUGAGCAGUGGGAUUCAGCAUUAAUUGAAAGUUGCUUGCCGACAGCAAUGGCUCAAGCCAUUUUGCAGAUCCCAGUGCGAGGGAUGGACGAGGCCGAUAAGCUUAUAUGGGCUGAGAGUUCGAACAACAAAUAUGAGGUGCGAGACGGGUAUCGAAGGUGGCUGGAAGAGUUUAACAGGACACAUGACUACCAACCGGUCGGGGAGGCUAGAGUGUGGAGCAGUAUUUGGAAGAUGAAUGUACCUCCCAAGGUAAGGCAUUUCAUGUGGCGGUUUGCGCGUAAUUCUUUGGCAACAUGCGAUAAAAUUAGCGCUAAAAGCGAAAGAAGAGGUGACGCAUGCCCAUUUUGCAACUUGAGAGAGGCACAAGUCCAUCUGUUCGGGGAAUGUGGCUGGUCGGGAAGGAUAUGGAGGAAUUCCAAUCUGUCCCAGUGGUUUGAGCUGAGGGAAGAUGAAGACUGUCUGAUCUGGACCCGGAAUGUGUUGGACAAAGCCACCACGACAGAGUUUGAAGAUUGGGCGGUACUUCUAUGGUCUUUAUGGAAGGAGCGCAACGCUCAUCUGUUUAAUGGAACGAAAGCGCCAGAAGAGGAGAUCCUUAUGCGAGCCGCUACCUAUGCUGAUGAGUAUCGCCAAUAUCAAGGAGACGAAACUAUGCUCCCAGCUUAGGAAGUGCCGCAACAAUGGAUGUGGGCAUUAUCAAGGUUAAUACGGAUGUGGGCAUUGAUGCGGAAGGAAUGGGUUUUGGCGUGGUCAUUAGAGAUGCAGAGGGGAGGUUUUUACUGGCAGCAGCUAAACGUAUAAGAGGAGGGAAUAACCCAGAGCUAGGAGAGGCUCUAGCGGUGGAGAUGGGCAUACAAAUUGCAGCUCAACAUCAGCUGGGAGUACCUACCCUCGAAGUAGACUGCAUGAAUCUUGUGAAGAGUCUUAAUGUGGCGCACGAAAUUCAAACUUAAGUGGGAGUAGUGUGUGGCAAGAUUAGGAAGCUUUUGCUGGAGGUAGGAGGAGGGGAUUGGAAAUAUGCUAGUCGAAAGGCAAAUGAAGCAGCACAUGUUAUGGCUCAUACGGGAACUAGUUGGGAUGAGGUUGUUAUAUGGUUUGAUAGACCACCUGUUUUUCUGCUUGAUCAGCUGCAGCUGGAUGAUGUAAUAGUUCUAGUUGAUUAAUAAAGCUCUGCGCAGAUUCCCAUAAAAAAACAUUGUUAGUUUUGUUUGUGUUUUUUAGAUGAAUGGUUGUGCAUUUGUCAUAUGUCUUAUUCAUCCAAUUGUGGGAGUUGAGGUAUCCGUAAUGAUUAUAGAUUCAGGUUGUAUUAAUGAUGUACCGCCAAUGCAUAACCUGUUAGUUUUACAACUAGAACGAGAUACUUUUUUAGUCAAUGAAAAUUUCCUUCAAGACAUCUUGUACUCUUACCUAAGAAAAUAAAAUAAAAAUUAUUGAGCUUUGUUUCAGUCACCAAUCCAGGCUUAAUCCAUUAAAUAAUCAGGUCGUCUAUACAGAGUAAAAUUCUGCUAUGGAAUGAAGCCACAAGAGAACAAAAGCCGCUUAAUUAUUACUUAGAUGCAGUUAGUUGUCUGCAAUGAGUUUAAUAUGAUAAACAGUGUGGAAUUCACGAUAUGGCUACUUUUGAUUGUUGGAGUGAGUGAAAAAUGAGGCUUUUAGUUUUAUACAUCCUUCCAAAUCAGAGAGAGAAAUGCUAGAGGUUGGUUGGUCACAGGCACAGUCCUGAAAAAUCAAAUAUAUGGGGCACCACUUUAAUUUCUUAGGGAAUGUGUGGGGAUAUCACUUAUGAUAGCUAGGGUAGUUAUGGUGAUUCCUGAUUCACAUACUUUAUGUAUAAUUUACUUCGAAAAUAUCAUGUACAUGUCAUCAAUUCAUUACUUAGGUUAAAUAGAGUAUGUACCUUUUGUUGUGGAAGAAAUUUUACAAUGCUAUAUAGUAUUGGUGCUAUAGGUUUUUGCUUUUAUGGUACAACUUAAAAUUGUACAUUUAUGUUAUGGCACAACUUCAGAUUGUACCUAUACUUUUUGUACAAAUUCUUUUAUGGUACAACUUGAACUUGUACCUUUAUGUGAUGGUACAACUUCAAGUUGUAAAGUUGUACCAUAACAUAAUGGUACAAAUUGUUUUAUGGUACAACCUAAACUUAUACAUUUAAUGUUAUGGUACAACUUUAAGUUGUACAUUAAAGCACCAAUACUAUACAGCGUAGUAGAAGUGCUCUUGUUGUGGGUCGAUGAAUAAAGCGUGAAGUCGGAC